UUCUUUUCAGACAUUUUGCGCAUCGAUCAUCUCUGGAUAAUGCCAAAUUUGACGAAGCUCUCGCUGAAUUGUAAUAAAAUCGAGGUCAUUGAACACAUCGAUAUGUUGUUGGCGCUAAAAGAACUUGAUUUGAGUUUUAAUUACAUCGAACGUAUUGAGAAUAUUGAAAAACUCGUGAACCUCGAAGUUCUCACACUUUUUAGUAAUCUAAUAACAAAACUUGAAAAUGUAGAUACUUUAGAGAAAUUGGUGAUUUUAAGUUUGGGCAACAAUAAAAUCGAAACAACUGAGGGAAUCGAACGUUUUCGUUUCUUGAAGGACCUACGCGUACUUAAUCUGGAGGGCAAUCCUAUAGCAAAGAAAACUGAAUUCCAAAUGGAUCUUUAUGUUGCAGCUGUAUUGCCUGGCGUAAAGUAUUACGAAUAUAAAACGGUUACUGAAGACAUGCGUCAAAAGGGCAUGGAAAAAUAUUAG
Rhagoletis pomonella (apple maggot) is the source of this 474-nucleotide messenger RNA. RefSeq names its product dynein regulatory complex subunit 3-like. The record is from RefSeq and is a predicted model, not a curated record. Lineage: Eukaryota; Metazoa; Arthropoda; Insecta; Diptera; Tephritidae. The annotation marks the transcript as partial. Gene Ontology annotation, molecular function: protein binding. The transcript has 2 exons.